AUGUCGUCGACACGUCAGAAGGGGAAGCAGACAGAAGCAGCAGAUAUCCCACUUGAGAUUUCGGACUUGCAUUGCUUUACAGAGACGAACGGUGUGAUCACAACAACAAUGUUUGACAUUCCUGGUUACAAGGUCGUACGAGUUCUAGGUGCAGUAUAUGGAAUUACUGUGAGAUCGAGGAAUUGGGCUGCUAGCCUUGGCAUGGUAGCCAAGAGUGUAAUCGGAGGCGAGCUGAGAUGGUUCACAAACAUGCUAUAUUCGGCCAGAAAUGAUGCCAUCAGCCGUAUAGUGGCUGAGACCCAGUCCCGCGGCGGCAAUGCAGUCAUAUGUUUAAGGUUUGAUGCGGGAGAUAUGGGUGGCUUCGCCCAGUGUUGCGCCUAUGGCACAGCUGCAAUUGUUGAGAAGGUGGAUCCAAAGACCAUGACCGCGUCGCAGUUGGAGGUUACAGCUGAUAAGCCAAACCAAUGA
This is a messenger RNA of Neoarthrinium moseri, 468 nucleotides long. RefSeq lists its product as uncharacterized. The transcript has 2 exons. The record is from RefSeq and is a predicted model, not a curated record. Bases 1 to 468 code for a protein of 155 amino acids. Lineage: Eukaryota; Fungi; Ascomycota; Sordariomycetes; Amphisphaeriales; Apiosporaceae.